Blepharisma stoltei is the source of this 600-nucleotide messenger RNA. The record is from the annotation of a GenBank genome assembly. NCBI's taxonomy places the organism in Eukaryota, Ciliophora, Heterotrichea, Heterotrichida, Blepharismidae.
AUGGAGCAGAACAACACAAAUACCAAUAACGAAGAAAAUAUAUCAGUGGUGCCACUUGUCACAAGUAAUUUCACUGAUUACUUUGAAGACAUCCUACAUAAUGAUGCAGCUUCUCUACUAUUUCAAUCAGAAGUUGACGAAAAAGAUAUCAAAAUAUUGUUGAAGCAAAUUAAGCUUUCCCUCAAAGACCAUAAUCUUUCUACUAGAAAUAAAGAACUAUUAUCGCAAUCAGGUCAAAUUAAAUGCAAUGAUAAGUCUUUCUCAGAAGAUUUUGAUGGUUUUGAACCCCCAGAAUUAAUUUAUAACGAACUUAGUAAGGUCGGAUAUACCUUUUAUAAUUCGGAUUCAAAAAAUAAGUGAAAAAUUGGCCAUGUAUUGACGAAAAUUGCAGCGGAAAAUGGUAAUGGAGAAGCCAUGCACAACUUAGGCAUUGAUUAUAUGCGUGGUCUUGGAUGUGAAAAGAAUCUAAAAUUAGCUUGCAAGUGGCUAUCUAAAUCAUCUGUCAAAGGAAUUGGCUUAUCAAAGUCAAAGCUGGAAGAAGCUUUAAGGAUGGCAAAAGCAGAAGAGGAAGAGAAAAAUUCGAAAUGCAUGAUAUUUUAA